AUGAACUUCUCUCCAAAUUCUAUAUUAGUCGCGAGUGCCUUCAUCCCAUGGGUCGUUGCGUCUGCGAUACCACGGUCACCAGACAAGUUUGACUGGUCUUCCAAAAAAGCUCUCCUCGCUUUUGGUGAUUCAUAUACAUACGUCCAAGGGACACAUGGCCACCAAAAUUAUAGCUUCAUAGGCGACAGCUUCAAUUUCUCGUAUAAUGAAGAGACACUCCUCUCCGACAUGAUUGUUCAAAAUCAGACGGGAACUGCAGAGGGCGGCCCAAACUGGGUUGAAUACCUCACAGGAUGCGGCGAAAAACCAGGUCUCACAUCACCCCGAUCAUGCGAGAAACAACUUUGGGAUUUUGCAUUUGCAGGAGCAGACAUUUCAACCGAGUACACACCACUCCACCACAACUUCACCGUCCCAAUAGUAGACCAAAUAAAGCAAUACGCAACAUACGGCCACACAACCCUCUCCAAGUUCCUCAGGACAAGCGAAACCCUAGUAGCAGUCUGGAUCGGCAUAAACGACGUCGGCGAUAGUGCGAAAUAUGCUGUCGAUUUUCCUACAUUUUAUGCCAAUCUGACGAAUACGUUGUUCAACUCUGUCGAUACUUUAUACGAUCUUGGGUAUAGAUCGUAUCUCAUCAUGAACCUUCCACCUAUGGAUCGGGAUCCGAGUAAUGUGGAUAGCAGUUAUCCCACGCCCAAUGUGACGCAGGUGGCGUGGUAUAAUGCUGCGUUGGCGCAGAGGGCGGAGAAGUUUGGGGAUGAGAAGAGGGAUGUGGAAAUCCGGGUAUUUGAUGCUCACGCGCGGUUGAGUUGGAUUUUAGAUCAUCCGUCGGAAUUUGGGAUUGUGAAUACGACGAGUUACUGUGCUGGUUAUGACCAGCCCGACAUUGCGUGGAAUUAUAGGGCUUACGGGUGUCCGACGCCGCUGGAUGAGUACUUUUGGUACAACACUGGGCAUAUGACGAGUCACACUCAUCGACUGUUGGCGUCGGAGUUGGAGGAAUGGUUGGAGAGUUAG
Messenger RNA from Penicillium pulvis, 1020 nucleotides. RefSeq names its product SGNH/GDSL hydrolase family protein. The transcript has 4 exons. NCBI's taxonomy places the organism in Eukaryota, Fungi, Ascomycota, Eurotiomycetes, Eurotiales, Aspergillaceae. Gene Ontology annotation, molecular function: hydrolase activity, acting on ester bonds. The coding region runs from base 1 to 1020 and encodes 339 amino acids. The record is from RefSeq and is a predicted model, not a curated record.